This is a messenger RNA of Cyprinus carpio (common carp), 4384 nucleotides long. Its product is annotated as mitogen-activated protein kinase kinase kinase kinase 3-like. Lineage: Eukaryota; Metazoa; Chordata; Actinopteri; Cypriniformes; Cyprinidae. The record is from RefSeq and is a predicted model, not a curated record. Gene Ontology annotation, biological process: protein phosphorylation. Bases 188 to 3025 code for a protein of 945 amino acids. The transcript has 34 exons. Gene Ontology annotation, molecular function: ATP binding; MAP kinase kinase kinase kinase activity.
UCGGCUCUGCGAGCGCAGCGCAUGCGCACUGGAGCUCACGGGAAGCCAUGUUAAAGUUACAGUCAAGUACUGAGAGUGAGAUUCCCUUCUGACGCCGUAUGUUUAUUUUUUCCCGUUUUUCUCCUUUCGUCCGUGUCAGGGCCCCCAGCAAAUCUAUCUUUGAUAGUCAGAGGCCGGAGUCCCCAAGAUGAACUCUAGUUUCGAUCUAUCCAGGCGAAAUCCGCAAGAGGAUUUCGAGCUUAUCCAGAGGAUAGGCAGCGGGACCUACGGGGAUGUUUACAAGGCCCGUAAUGUCACUACAGGAGAGCUGACUGCUAUCAAGGUCAUUAAAUUGGAGCCAGGAGAGGACUUUGCAGUGGUUCAGCAGGAAAUAAUCAUGAUGAAAGACUGCAAGCACUCUAACAUUGUGGCCUAUUUCGGUAGUUACUUAAGGAGGGAUAAAUUAUGGAUAUGUAUGGAAUACUGUGGGGGAGGUUCACUGCAAGACAUAUAUCACGUUACUGGGCCACUAACAGAAUCACAGAUAGCAUAUGUAACAAGAGAAACCCUUCAGGGUUUAUUUUACCUACACAACAAAGGAAAGAUGCACAGAGACAUAAAGGGUGCCAAUAUUUUAUUGACGGACAAUGGUUACGUCAAGCUAGCUGAUUUUGGUGUGUCUGCACAGAUCACAGCAACACUAGCUAAAAGAAAAUCCUUCAUCGGGACUCCUUAUUGGAUGGCCCCAGAGGUGGCCGCCGUGGAGAGAAAAGGAGGAUACAAUCACCUGUGUGACAUCUGGGCUGUGGGCAUCACCGCCAUUGAACUAGCCGAACUGCAACCUCCCAUGUUUGACCUUCAUCCAAUGAGGGCUCUGUUUCUGAUGACGAAAAGCAACUUUCAACCCCCCAAAUUAAAAGACAAAGUUAAAUGGACCAAUAAUUUCCACAAUUUUGUGAAGCUGGCUUUGACGAAAAAUCCAAAGAAACGGCCACCAGCUGACAAGUUAUUGCAGCAUCCCUUUGUGUCCCAGCCGUUAAGUCGUAUUUUGGCGAUUGAGCUGCUGGAUAAAGCGAACAACCCUGAUCACUCGUCCUACACAGACCUGGAUGAUGACGACCCAGAGCCGGAGCCUCCAGUGUCUGUUCCACAUCGGAUUCGCUCAACAAGCCGUACCAGUCGGGAAGGGAAGACUCUGUCAGAGAUUAACUUCGGUCAGGUGAAGUUUGACCCUCCUUUAACAACAGAGACAAAACCACAUCAUGAACCGCCCGACACUGACGAUUUUUUGGACUGUGCCGAAGAAAUAUACUACACUGCAAGAUCUAAUCUGGAUUUACAGAUGGAUUAUGAGCAGGGAUCCCCUAAAGGUUCCAUCCUGGGAGGAAACAAGAGCCUCUUGAAAUCUGUUGAAGAGGAGCUGCAUCAGAGGGGGCAUGAGGCUCAUUUGGAGGAUGAUGAUGAGGGUGAAGAUGAUGGUGAUGAUCAUGAUGAUGAAUUGCAACACACAAAAAGCUCCACUAUGAGGCCUAAGUUCCCACCACCGCUUCCUCCCAAACCAAAGCCCAGUCCCGAACCACAUCAAAGCCCCUCCGGUGAUCAUGACGGUAACCAGGGCACUAUAAAGCGCUGCCCGGGGCCCGAAAGCCCAGCUCGAUCAUCCACCAACAUACCCCCUCGACCUCCACCUCCUCGACUGCCCGCAAACCAGCUCAGCAGUUUAGGUAAUGAGACCAAUCGGGAAGAACAUGGCCCUUGGGAAACCCAGGGGGAUGCUGGGAUAUGUAGUCAGUUUGACGAGAGGCUACAGGUCUCGUUUGAUGAAGAGGAAGAUCGUGAUGAGGAAGGAGACAGCAAUGGAAUAAGCCCAUCUGAACACUCGCCCUCAACAGAGAGACAGUCCACAAUGCCCCCUGCUGUUCCUAUACCAAAGGACAAGAGAGAUUUUCCAAAACCCAUCAGCAAUGGUCUCCCACCGACUCCAAAGGUUCAUAUGGGAGCAUGUUUCUCAAAAGUCUUCAAUGGCUGCCCAUUAAAAAUACACUGUGCUACCUCAUGGAUCAACCCAGGCACACGAGACCAGUAUCUGAUAUUUGGAGCAGAGGAAGGUAUUUACACAUUAAACCUUAAUGAGCUGCACGAGACGUCCAUGGAACAGCUUUUCCCCAGGAGAUGUACUUGGCUGUAUGUCAUGAGCAACAGCCUGCUAUCAAUAUCCGGAAAAGCAUGUCAUCUGUACUCUCAUAGUCUGAUGGGCCUAUUUGAACAUGCUCGACAAAUGCAGAAACUCCCUGUUGCCAUACCAACACUUAAAUUGCCUGACAAAAUAAUCCCCAGGAAAUUCUCAGUAUCCACUAAGAUCCCUGAAACAAGAGGGUGUCAAAAGUGCUGUGUAGUGAGGAAUCCAUAUACUGGUCACAAGUACCUGUGCGGUGCCUUUCAGUCCAGUAUUGUCCUGUUUGAGUGGGUGGAGUCCAUGCAGAAAUUCAUGUUGGUCAAGAGCAUAGACUUCCCCCUGCCGUGUCCGCUGGAGGUAUUUGAGAUGCUGGUGGUUCCAGAACAUCAGUAUCCUCUCAUCUGCAUAGCUGUGAGCAAAGGGACGGAGCUCAACCAGGUGGUGCGUUUUGAGACCCUCAACCCCAACUCUACCUCCAACUGGUUUGAUUCUGAUACCCCACAGAGCUGCGUGAUCCAUGUGACCCAGCUGGAGAGAGAUACAAUUUUAGUCUGCUUAGAUCGGUGCAUUAAGAUUGUAAAUUUGCAUGGUCGGUUGAAGUCCAGUCGAAAACUCUCAGCAGAACUGACUUUUAACUUCCAGAUUGAAUCAAUAGUUUGCCUUCAAGACAGUGUGUUGGCCUUCUGGAGGCAUGGCAUGCAAGGACGCAGCUUCAAGUCCAAUGAGAUUACACAGGAGAUUUCUGACAACUCCAGGAUAUUCCGGCUGCUAGGUUCAGACAGAGUGGUGGUUUUGGAAAGCCGACCAACAGACAACCCCACAGCACACAGCAAUCUCUACAUCCUCGCAGGCCACGAAAACAGCUACUGACCGCAAUGCAUCAUGGGACAAACACUACAUGUUUUCCAAGAGCGUUUCAUUUCAUGUAGCCCGAUGAGAUGGCCACGUCUCAGAAGAACCACAGAGAUGCUGUUGUUGAACCGCUGAGAGCACAGAGGAACGCUUGAAUGGAUAUAAAGAUCUCAGAGUAGAGAAAAUACGGGCCGUAACCACAUGAUAUACUACAGUAUGCACUUUCACCCUUACCUGCUUUAGAGGCCUUGUUUUGGUUUGGCUUCUAGCAGUUUUAAUUUAUUUUUUACCUGAAACACACAUAUAAACACAUGCUCUUUUUUUCCCCCAAGUAAGACUUUUUUUGUUUUGUUUUGUUUUUAGCCACUACUCACAUUUGACGCUAACCACACAAGUGCUUAAAGAUACAUAUUUAAUUCAUGUACAUACAGACAGUAUUGUUAAGUCGUACUCAUUGUAUUGGUUGUGUAGAUAUCAGCACAUUUAUGUUGUACAGGUUUGUGGCAGCAUUGGCUGUUGUAAAGGACUGUGAGAUGCUGGGUACUAUUUUAAAUGACCUCUAGGGCCAGAUCACUUUUGUUAUAUGCAAUAGUUUAGGAAUCACAAAGCUGAAGUGCCCAUCUUUCCAAGACUUGCCUUCUUAACAUUGCUGUUUUUAUUUGUUUGAUUUUAUAUAUAUAUAUAUAUAUAUAUAUAUAUAUAUAUAUAUAUAUAUAUAUAUAUAUAUAUAUAUAUAUAUAUAUAUAUAAGCCAAAUGGUGUUUUUAUUAAGCAACUUUUAAUUCAGUGGCCCUUUAAUUAAUUGUUUUUAACUCUGUGGUAUGCACUCACUCAAUUUGCACAAGGUUAUUAAAAUGUUGAUGUGUACUGUACAUGUCAGUGUAUGUUUAAAACCAUGCCGAUAAUAACAUAUAUAGAUAUAUACACAUUUUUUUUCUUCUUUUUUUUGUUUAUGUGUACAUGACAUGUACAACCCUAAUAAGCAAUAAAUCAUUAGGAUGUCCUUACAUGGUUUUAAAUCAAUCAGACUGCAAGGCUGCUGAUACACAGGGUCACAGGUUUGUGAUGUGGAUGACAUCACUGUCUACAUCAGUUGUGUUUGUUUGUAAUUUGAGUGCUGUACACACCAUUUAGAAGAUUAUGUUUGGAUUUGUAAAUUGCUGUAAACGUUUAGCAGCAUGGACUGGCAUUACAUCACUCUCAGAAAUUAAACAGUUGUUAAAAGUAAAGGAAGUUCCAUCAUAAGAACAGAAAAACAUACUUCCUAAUUUCUCUAGUUUGUUUGUUCGUGAUUGACAAUAAUAAUGCGGUUAUGGAAUUAAUUUUACUUUUUUGUCUGUGUAUAUACUGUAAAAUAAAAUCACAUGGUUUUACAUAC